Messenger RNA from Scutellospora calospora, 1857 nucleotides. The record is from the annotation of a GenBank genome assembly. Lineage: Eukaryota; Fungi; Glomeromycota; Glomeromycetes; Diversisporales; Gigasporaceae.
AUGUCGGUGCUGAAUGAUCCAGAGUAUGUAAAAAAAGCUUCAUAUUUUCAUAGUUACAUGAUCACUUCUUCAGUUGUAUUAACACAAUAUGCGAUUCGAAUUACCUUAAGCUAUAUUAUUCACCAACUACGUAUAGGUUAUCUUCGUCGUGUAGGGGAUCGAAUCGGAGAACGCAUAAUUAGUUUCAAUCCAAGUGUCCUUACAAAUGACUACAUUAAGACUGCUGCAUCUUCAUAUCCGGAGAUGAUAACUUGUCAUUCACCGAGCAUUUGCAUGCCGGGAAACGAUUAUUUCAGCAGUAAAAGUGUAAUAAGUAGUGCUGCUGGCUCACCUAUAUCAGGUAACGGGCGGUUAAAAACUCCUUCAAACAGAAGCAGGGAUGCAAUGUCCCAUGGUGGUAAAGAAGAGUCAAGUAUAAAUAAUACAGAAACUUGCGAUAGCGACGAUGAUAUCGAAUUCGAUGGUGAUGAAAAUGUAAAACAACCGCAACCUUUAUUUGCCAAACGUCAUUUACCAAAGCAAACCGUGCCUCCACCGCCUGUAUUUGUAACAUCUCCUUCAAAACCACCCACACGUCGGAAUCUGAUUCAUUCUUAUUCCUCGGGAGGUGCAUUAAAAACAUCUCCAGAUAGUCUUCUUGAAGGAAUAUCGUCAACUGAACAAACGCCACAACUAUCACCAACUACUUCAGCGGAAAGUGAUAGAGUAUUGAAUGAGAGAAGAGAUUCAGAUACGUCUUUGUUGGCAACAGCAACAGGUUUGAUAGAAAUAUCGUCGAGUCCACCAUCACGACCAGCAUUACCAGUUCUAGAAGAAAAUAACCUUUUUCCUGAACCACCAAAGACUGAUCCAAAACCCAAGCCUUUUUCAGCGUUGACUGCAUUAAUUGCAGAGAAAAAGAGUAAAUUGGACAAUCCAUUUGCUGAAUACUAUAGCUUCUUUGCUGGAAAAGGGGAUCUAAACCCAAUAAUGUUGAAGAUUUACCUUCCGUUUAGCAAAGAUGCUUCACGACCACUAGCUAUAAUUGUAAAAAGAGAUGCCAAUGUUGAAGAAGUUAUAGGAUAUACACUAUAUCAGUACUGGGAUGAGAAAAGGGAACCUUUAUUAGAGAAAAGGUUAUGUAAUGUUUUUCAAUGGAAUAUGAGAAUUGUGGAAGAUGAUGGUGAAAUUGACGAAGAUUUUCCCGUCAAACAAAACGAGGUGGCUUCAGCAAAAUUAAGAACUCCUACCUUUAAAGAAACAGCGGCGACACCCAUCAAGACAAAUGGAACCACCGAAACAGAGUCCGGAAACAGCAUUAUGAGUACUAACACGCCCAAUGGAGCAUCUACGAUUGAUCUUACCAAUCAAAUAUUUCUGCGUAUUCGACUUACUCUUAAUCCAUUCGAAGAGGUUGCACAUACGACCACAGUAAAUGCUCAGGCUGACAUGCCUUUCCAGAACGUUUUAGAAACUGUUUGUCGUAAACGCAAAUUGGAUAGCAACAAAUAUACUCUCAAAAUUGCUGAUACAGACAAAUAUAUAAAUAUGGAAAAGACUGUGGAAAGUGUUGGAAAUGCUAAAGAACUUGCGCUAAUAGAGAAACCCGCUAAUGGAACGUCAAUUGUUUCUGAUGUACCUCCAUCAAGUCCAACAACUAUUAAAGAUCGAAGUCUUGUCAGAAGAAGAACACUUAACGAACCGCCUCAGCCGCAAUAUGUAUCUUCCAAUGAAUAUAUGUCAGUGUACAAGAAAUACACUGUCAAUCGUAAAUUACCAAUGUUCGUUGGACGUCACGAGCGUGUAUUAGCGAUUGAUGGCGAUUACAUUCAUAUCAUGCCAUCAGAAACAAGAACAAUGUUUGAAUCAAUGAAAACG